AUGCUGCUGAUAAUGCCCAUUUCGACCUCCACAUUCAGCAGAAGUGCCUCGAGAUCCGCUAGCUCCAACCCAUCAACCGAUCUUAUCAAGUCCUCUUCUCCUUCUCUUGCUGCCUCUGCUACCCCUGCUGCUGUAACAUUCACCCCUGCCGCUGUAACUCCCAACCCUGCUGCCACCACCCUUGCACUGCUUGGUUCUUCCCCUGCUGCUGGUGCAGCUCCCUCUGCAGCUGCUGGCAUCCCUGAACCACCUGGUGGUGCUUCCAUUGCUGCUGCAACUCCCACCCCUCCUGGCAGAUUUGCUUCUCGGUUCUCCAUCCCAGAGCCCCCUGCUCCUGCAUGCCAUCUGGUGUGGCGAAUCAUUGCCUCCAAUCCACCUUCCUCAUCGUCCCCCACUCCCCUCCUCUCUUCUUCCACCCCCCUUACAGCAACUUCUGGACCACUGCUCUCCCACACACUGGUAUGUAGCAGAGAAUCACUUAGAUUUCUCAUGUUUAACCCCCCUUGCCCUCCCUUUGCCUCUGGUAAUGCUGCUGCUGCUGCUGCUGCUGCUGCUGCUGGUGCUGCUGCUGCUGCUGCUGCUGUGGCUGAUGAUGAUACUGCUGCUGCUGGUGCGGCUGCUGCAGUUGCUGCUGCUUUUGCUGCUGCUGCUGCUGCUGGUGGCGUUGCUGGUCCUGCAUCUGAUGCUGGUGGUAUUGGCCAUGCUGCUGCUGGUAUUGUUGCUGCUGCUGCUGCUGCUGUUGCUGCUGCUGCUGCUGCUGCUGCUGCUGCUGCUGCUGCUGCUGCUGCUGCUGCUGCUGCUGCUGCUGCUGCUGCUGCUGCUGCUGCUGCUGCUGCUGCUGCUGCUGCUGCUGCUGCUUCUGCUGCUGCUGCUGCUGCUGCUGCUGCUGCUGCUGCUACUGCUGCUGCUGCUGCUGCUGCUGCUGCUGCUGCUGCUGCUGCUGCUGCUGCUGCUGCUGCUGCUGCUGGUACAGCUGCUGCAGCUGCUGCUGCUCCCCAGUGCGCAUCCCCCCCUGCAUCAUCGGCCAUACUUCAACAGGCUCUACCUUUGCCCCACAUUCAAUACUGGCCCAGCCUGGGUUCCUAUCCCCAGCAGCGUCACCUAUUCGCUGCUUUGCUCCGCUCCCUCGCUGCUGCACUAAGGGCCACGGAUUCACACCAUGUAGAGGCGGCCCUCCCUGCUGCUGUGCUGCCAUUCCAUGCUGUGCUGCCAUCCCCUGCUCUCCUUCCAUCCCCUGCUGUUCUGCCAUCCCCUGCUGUGCUUCCAUCCCCUGCUGUUUUUCCAUCUCCUGCUGUUUUUCCACCCACUGCUGUGCUUCCAUCCCCUGCUGUGCUUCCAUCCUCUGCUGUGCUGCCAUCUCCUGCUCUUCUUCCAUCCACUGGUGUGCUGCCAUCCCCUGCUGCGCUGCCAAUCUCUGCUGUGCUUCCGUCCCCUGCUGUGCUUCCAUCCCCUGCUGCGCUUCCAUCCCCUGCUGUGCUUCCAUCCACUGCUGUGCUGCCAUCCCCUGCUGUUCUUCCAUCCACUGCUGUGCUGCAAUCCCCUGAUGCGCCACCAUCUCUUGCUCCUCAGCCGUCAGGGAGCUUCGUUUGA
Molecule: messenger RNA, 1590 nt
Organism: Closterium sp. Naga37s-1
Lineage: Eukaryota; Viridiplantae; Streptophyta; Zygnematophyceae; Desmidiales; Closteriaceae
Source: the annotation of a GenBank genome assembly